Molecule: messenger RNA, 3961 nt
Organism: Zingiber officinale
Lineage: Eukaryota; Viridiplantae; Streptophyta; Magnoliopsida; Zingiberales; Zingiberaceae
Exons: 6
Coding region: 340-759 (139 amino acids)
Source: RefSeq, a predicted model, not a curated record
AGUCCAAAAAGGUUCAGGUGGGAUCGGGACAACCAAUUUCCCUUCCUUCACCUCUCUCUCUCUCUCUCUCUCUACUCGGAAGACGUCGCAAAACAAACUACACGAAUUACAAUCUUUAAUGCAAAAAAAAAAAAAACAAUUCAAUUGUUAGGAGUCAUCGUAGUAUCUUGUGUAUUUUGUUUUGGAAGAAGAGCUAAAGGCAGCUACAGCUCGGUCGGAGCGACGAGGCCUCGGAAGAGACACCAGCGCAGCGAGGAGAGAGAGCCAGAGCUAAGGAACGUCCGCCCUCGACGCCUGGUUCGACUACUCUCUGGAGAAAAAGAGAACUAGAUCAUAACAAUGGAUAAAGUGGGCAUUGCAAUUGUGGAUGUUGAAUCUCUCAAGCAACCACCUGAUGUUGGUUGCUCUGGAAGUUCAAAGAUGACUAAGUCUCUCUCUCGCAAGGGUUCAAUGGAUGUGGAGAGAUGUAUUGAUGAGGAGCUAGAUGCUGAUGAAUCGUUGCUAGUUGUUAAAGUGGAGAACUUGAGGCGUUCCCUUGUGCCAUUCAAAACUCUUCAUGCUGUGUUGCCAACACCUAAUAAUACCGUCUUUCAAAAUUUGGGAGAAGGAAGGAACAAAAGAUUAAAUCGCCUACGCUUCAUCCACCCAAGGAAGGUUCUUCUAUUCUUUGCAGCCAUAUGGUGGACGUGGACAUUCUUAUGGCAACCGACCAGUUCAUGCACCUCAAUCCAUGACACCUUUAUGGGAGGGACAUACUGAUUUUGGAGGAGGUAUUAUGGAGCCUUGGCUACUCAUCGAGGAUUUCAACUCAAUAUUAUCCAUUAAUGACAAAUAAGGAGGGGUGCCCGUCACAAACUAUGAAAUGCAAGAUUUCCAACAAUUUGUACAAGCAUGUGGACUUGUGGACCUACGGUCUAUUGGAUGUCGGUUAACUUGAACCAAUGGUACGACUUCGAGUAAAUUGGAUAGGGCUUUGGUAAACUCACAUUGGUUAAUGGUAGAUUAUGAUGCUUACGUGGAGUUCAGUCCCCGGAUGUCUUUCGGACCAUGCUUAUGAUAUUGUGCAUACCUUAAUCUGAGAUCGAGUCCCCCAAUCGACCCUUCAAGUUUUUCAACAUGUGGAUACUACAUGGGGAUUUCCAAAGAGUGGUGGCAGAAUCGUGGGCAGCUCCGGUUAUAGGAAGUGCACAGUUUGUGCUCAAGAAGAAGCUUACUCGGUUAAAGGGCCGGUUGAAGGAGCUGAAUAAGAACUUUGAGCACAUUUCGAAAAAGGCGGGACAGGCAAAAACAGAUUUGGAAAAAAAAUGCAACAAGGUAUUCUCGCAGGGGAAGCUAUCCGUACGGACUAUGGCCACAUAAGGAGGCAAGCUACUUUCCUUGUAGAGGCGGAAAAGCAAUUCUAUCCAUAAAGAGCGAAGAAUGUCUAUCUUAAGAACUUGAUAGAUGCACCAGAUUUUUUCAUAAUGUGGUGAAGAGGAACAACAAAAGGAAUGUCAUAGUGACACUUACCAAGUAGAGUGGUGAACAAACAACAAGCCUUGAGGAGGUGGCCGAAGAGUUUGUGGGGUUUUUUCAUACCUUGAUGGGGCAAUCGGUACCAUGCAGAUUUAUAGACAGCAAUCAAAUUCCAGGGCCAAGACUAAGUGGGAGUCAAGCAGAGGGCCUAAUCAAGCUAAUUGGGGUGGAAGAGAUCCAGGCUACUGUAAUGGACAUUGGAAGCUUUAGGGUCCCAGGGCCGGAUAGGUACGGUGCCAAGUUCUUCACUGCUACAUGGGACAUGAUUGGAGUGGAUUUCCUUGCAGCGGUUCAGGAGUCCUUUCGAUCCGGAAACCUGCUUAAAGAAUGGAAUCACUCCUUGAUUGCCUUGGUUCCCAAGAUGGACCAUGCACCCGGGGUAGAGGAAUGUAGGCCGAUCUUGUUGCAAUGUUUUCUACAAGGUAAUAACCAAGGUCUUGGUUGAGCAGUUAGCUACAAUUAUGGGCAGUUUGUCGGAUCCGGCUCAAGCAACUUUCGUGCAGGGGAGUUCUAUAAGAGAUAAUAUCAACCUUGCACAAGGAUUGCUUAGAAAGUAUGCUCGCAAAAGAAUUUCGCAAAGGUGUAUGAUUAAGGUGGACCUUCGGAAGGCUUUUGACAUAAAGUCGGCGCUUGUUGGUUUUGGAUUUCCCCAACAAUUCUAAGGAUGGAUUCGGGAGUGUGUCACCAUGGUCUCCUAUUCCGUCUCCGUGAAUGCAGGUAUACAUGGUUUCUUUAGUGGAAGAUGGGACUUAAGGCAAGGUGAUCCGCUAUCCCCCUUAUUGCUCGGUUUGUGUCUUGAGGUGUUAUCAAGAAGGAUUAAGGCGGCUUCCUCAUUGCCAUCAUUUCAUUUCCACCCAAUGUGUAAAGAUACUUAGAUUAUGCAUCUUGCAUAUGCUGGUGACCUAUUAUUGUUUGCAAAGGCGGAUAAAACCUCAAUCUCUGUUUUAUCGAACUGUUUGAAGCAAUUUGGUGAUGAAGCGGGGCUGAAGGCCAAUCCUUUGAAAUCAAAUAUGUAUAUGGCAGGUGUAGAGGGCAGCCAAAAGCGUAAUUGCUCCAGAUUUGGUUUUCAAGAAGGUAAUUUUCCAUUUCGGUAUUUGGGUAUCCCUCUCGCUAUGGAGAAGUUGCGGAUUGCUAAUUAUGAGACAUUACUUGAUGCAAUCACAAGGAAGAUCAGUGGUUGGCCGAAACAUACAUUGUCCUACGCAGGACGCUUAGAAUUAGUUCAAUCGGUCCUUCAAGGGGUUGAAUGUUAUUGUCUCUUGAUACUUCCCAUACCAAGUGGGGUGAUUGAGAAGAUUUACACCAUAUGUCGGAUGCUCAUUUGGUCCUCUAAACACCCUCCGAUAUCAUGGGCUAAGAUUGUCUCUACAAGCAAGAAGGGGGAUAUGGACUCCGGGAUCUCUAAGCAUGGAACAAUGCUCUACUGAGUCGGACACUUUGGCACAUUCAAUUGAAGAUGGACUCACUUGGGUAAGAUGGGUUCAUCGCCAUUACCUCAAGGGGACUUAUUUCUUGUAAUGGAGGGUAAAGGCUACGGAUUCUCCUUUGAUUAAGCGACUUGUGGACAUCUGAGAUUAGAUGGUUCAGAGGUUACGUGGACAAGGAGCAGCAAACAUGGCACUAUUGGAAUGGUUUGCAGCGAAGAAAAAUGGGAAGGCAAAUGCAUAUGGCUUCUUCAAGCCAAGGGGGUCGGAGGUUCCAUGGGCAUUCGACGGUUUGGAGGCCUGGCAUCAUGCCCAAGCAUUGUUUCAUUAUGUGGUUGCUUGCGCAUGAGAGGUUGAGGACGUCGGACAAAUUUCCAUGAGUCAUACAAAAGUUGUGUCUUGUGCCGACAACAAGAGGAAUCAAACGUGCACAUAUUUUUCGAAUGCCCCAUCACCUGAGCACUAUGGAGCAAGGUAAAAUGAUGGGUAGACAUCAUAUAUGAGAUCCGAACAAUUGAAGAACUGUUCCAGAUCUUUGGGCGGCAUUAUAAGAGUGGCAAGCACACCAUGAAGGCAAGACACCUUGCGGUCUCGAGCAUGAUUUAUGGUUUGUGGGAAGCCCGUAAUAGAUGUCGUUUUGAGGGAUUCAUUCUAAUGUUGAUAGGAUGUUUCACAAGCUUCAGAUACAUGUUUAUCAAUUCGUGGAUUUCACUGAAUUCAUGCUUUUGAUUGUGAUUGUAUACUCUUGAUGUACGUUUGAAGACAUCUAUAUAUAUUUACCUUAACAAAAAAAAAACAAAGAAGAUAAUAUCAGGAUCCCUUAUGAAGUUUGCUACUGUGGUACACUAAGACAUGAUUAACCUCCCCCACAAUUCUUCUUGACUUGCUGAAUAAAAUAAAAGAGGGCAACCUACCUGAACAUGAUGUGAUUUGUCAAGAGAAAGGUUGCUGUAGGUGAUGGAAAACACUUCCAUAUAACUACAAAUGAUUCUCAUUCACCCGGGAUUACUGGAAAUAGAGAA